Messenger RNA from Parnassius apollo (apollo), 606 nucleotides. NCBI's taxonomy places the organism in Eukaryota, Metazoa, Arthropoda, Insecta, Lepidoptera, Papilionidae. The record is from the annotation of a GenBank genome assembly.
AUGCAUCGACUUUUUGCUGAGCUGGAGCCAUCUGUAACCGUCACCGAGCAAAACCUGGCAGACCGAGUUCGGUAUAUCUUGCGCUCAAAUACAUUUGAUGUUACCGAACUCGAACGACUACGACGUGAGGCUGUUCCUUCAUCGGGUGAAAAUGCUGCGGCUGAGGAUGCGGCGCCACAACUUGCUGAGCAAACGGCAAAUGUAGAUGCCGCCGUGAACACGCCAGUUGUGGUUGAUUCAGACGAUGAUGGAACAGUCGCCCAGGAACUGGAACUAGAGCAAAUGAGGAGUACACUGGAAGAGGCGAUUGUGGAAACGCGCAGUACGCCUCUCGAAAAUCGACCGCGACUUCCCCGCUUAGCCCUAAGCAAGCGGAAUCGGGCUGUCGUGAGGGCUCUGAACCCAAUGCUGGUUACCUAUUUGGAAGCCAGCCAGGACCUUUGCGAGACGGACUCAAUUCUUUUUGGCGCCGCACUGGCAGUCUGCCGUAUUAUAGGCGCCAAACUUUCCACGGCUGGACGCGCUACUGGACAAAGUAGUGCUAUCCCAGCCUGGAGAAUAAGAAUUGAAGAACGUAUCGCAAAGGCUAGGACCUAUUCAUCAUAG